This is a messenger RNA of Vitis vinifera (wine grape), 732 nucleotides long. RefSeq lists its product as uncharacterized. The record is from RefSeq and is a predicted model, not a curated record. Bases 1 to 732 code for a protein of 243 amino acids. The transcript has 4 exons. Lineage: Eukaryota; Viridiplantae; Streptophyta; Magnoliopsida; Vitales; Vitaceae.
AUGGCUCCAAAAAAGACUGUUUCGUCUGUCCGGGUCAGCGAGGCUGGCGAAAAGGCGAUAGAUAAACUAAAUGCGAAGGAGUUCCGGGAGCGAUUCCGCAUCCCCCAUGACGUAUUGAUAGACCUGGUGAACGAGGAGGCGGCUAUGCCUAGUGAGAAAGGCGAGGUGGAGAUGGCUACUGAGACCUCAGCCGCUCCGGCAAUAAUUCCGGCUGAGGAUGCAUCCGGACCUAUGUGCCCGGACGAAAAUAUGGGGGCUCCGAUUCCGGGACACGAGCUACCCUCUCCUUCCUUAUCCGAGGAGGAAUCUGCUGAUGAUGCCGCUCCCGCUAGCCCUUUCAGCUACGCGGAGUUGGAAGCUAAGUUAAAGCAGAUUACUCCUGACUGGAAAGCCAUCAAGCCCUCUGCUAAGAUGUUUGAUAUGAUAGAAACGCUGGUGAGGGGCCUCCGCAGCAUGUCUCAACAACACGCUCUUUUUACUCAGCUGCUGCAGACCGCAGACUAUAUGAGGACCUUCUCCUCUCGGCACCAAGAGAUUGAAAAUCAACUGCGUCUGAGAAUGGAGGAGGCUGAGGCCAGUCUAUCCACCAUGCGAGAGGAAAAUGAAGCCCUCCGGGUGGAGUUGGCUGAGGCAAAGGGUCGAGAAGAAUCAACUGCGGGCCGCCUUCAUGAGGCGGAGGGUGAGGCAGCCCGGCUAAGGGAUGAAUUGAGUCGACUCCGAACAGAACUAUGA